This is a messenger RNA of Zonotrichia leucophrys gambelii, 3048 nucleotides long. RefSeq names its product RUNX family transcription factor 3 (gene RUNX3). The record is from RefSeq and is a predicted model, not a curated record. Gene Ontology annotation, cellular component: nucleus. Bases 45 to 1256 code for a protein of 403 amino acids. Lineage: Eukaryota; Metazoa; Chordata; Aves; Passeriformes; Passerellidae. The transcript has 5 exons. Gene Ontology annotation, molecular function: ATP binding; RNA polymerase II cis-regulatory region sequence-specific DNA binding; DNA-binding transcription factor activity, RNA polymerase II-specific. Gene Ontology annotation, biological process: neuron differentiation; regulation of cell differentiation; ossification.
GGUGCCCGCCCGUCCCGCCCGGCUCCGCGCCGCCCGCCGUUGUGAUGCGUAUUCCCGUAGACCCGAGCACCAGCAGGCGCUUCACUCCCCCGUCCACGGCGUUCCCCUGCGGUAAGAUGGGCGAGAACAGCGGGGCGCUGGGGGCCGCCGCGCCGGGCGCCCGCGCUCGGCCCGAGGUGCGCUCCGUCGUGGAUGUCCUGGCCGACCACGCCGGCGAGCUGGUGCGCACCGACAGCCCCAACUUCUUGUGCUCCGUGCUGCCGUCGCACUGGAGGUGCAACAAGACGCUGCCCGUCGCCUUCAAGGUCGUGGCGCUCGGAGAUGUCCCCGACGGGACCGUGGUCACCGUGAUGGCGGGGAACGACGAGAAUUACUCGGCGGAGCUGCGCAACGCCUCGGCCGUGAUGAAAAACCAAGUGGCGAGAUUUAACGACCUCAGAUUUGUUGGGAGAAGCGGCAGGGGGAAAAGCUUCACCCUGACCAUCACGGUGUUCACCAACCCCACGCAAGUGGCCACCUACCACCGAGCCAUCAAAGUGACCGUGGACGGGCCCCGGGAGCCCCGCAGGCACAGACAAAAGCUGGAAGACCAAGCCAAGCCCUUCACCGACCGCUACGGAGAGCUGGAACGGCUGCGCCAGUCCAUGAGAGUCACCCCGACAACACCCAACCCCCGUGGAUCCCUCAGCACCCCGAGCCACUUCGGCUCCCAGGCUCAAACUCCGAUCCAAGGCACGUCAGAGCUGAGCCCCUUCUCGGACCCGCGGCAGUUCGAGCGCUCCUUCCCCACGCUGCCGGCGCUGACGGAGACGCGCUUCUCCGACCCGCGGAUGCAUUACCCCGGCGCCAUGUCCGCCGCCUUCCCCUACACCGCCGCGCCCUCGGCCACGGGCAUCGGGGGCAUCAGCAUGACCAGCAUGCCCACCACCACCCGCUUCCACCACACCUACCUGCCGCCCCCGUACCCCAGCUCCACGCAGAACCAGAGCGGGCCCUUCCAGGCCAACCCCUCUCCCUACCACUUGUACUACGGGACGUCCUCGGGCUCCUACCAGUUCUCCAUGGUGGCGGGAGGCGAGCGCUCGCCCACCCGCAUGCUCUCGUCCUGCACCAGCGCCUCGGCGGGCAACAACCUGAUGAACGCCAGCCUGGGCGCGCAGAGCGACGGCGUGGACGCCGACGGCAGCCACAGCAAUUCCCCCACCACCAUGAGCACCACGGGCAGGAUGGAUGAGUCCGUCUGGAGACCCUACUGAGGAGGAGCUCGGCUGGGCACCCGUGUCUUUAACUCAAUCAGCCGCCGUGGCUCCUGUUGGGAGCGACCAAAGUGAUGCCAAGGGAAAAGUUAAACCAAAGUCUUCCAAACCCAAAGUUAAGGAUGCUCUGCAUGCAAACAUCAAGCGAAGAUCAACCAAGACCUUCGUUACAUUUCAAGGUGAACACCCACGAGGCUUGAAUGUGUCGCUUGAUGUGGUUCCUUCCGUAUGUUUUAGGUAUGUGGAUUGUACAUAGGGAAAAAACCCCAAGGACGUGUGGAAUCAGAUGUUUGGUACUUGCAGAACACUUCUCGUUCAUCUCACUCGCACCUCUUCCCCACACAAAGCAUUCAGAAGUGAGGAGAAUCUCACCCUUCCUCUGCAAAAUGGUUCAGAGAAGAGAAGACACCAGGGAGUCAUCCAAGCCAUCUCUCUGCCAGUGCAGGAGGACCGAACUUAGCUUUAAAAAAAAGGAGAAAAAAAGAAAAAAUCCCCAUUGUUUCCUGUCCUUCCCUCCCCGCUGGUGAAGGGUCCCUGAGCACCAAAGAGCAGUGGGGUUUGCAGCACAGCCAGGGGCUCUGGGGCUCAGUCAGCCAUGUGAACAAGAGCUGUGAUGUGAUUAUUGUUAUUAUUUGUUGACGACACAAGUUGUAUUGUUCAUUUUGGUGUCAGUGUCGUCGUUUGUCAAUCAGUAACGUGGCUGACCCCGGGCCUGGCUGACCCCUCCUCCAUGUUUACACACGAGAUGUACUUUUUGUGGAGAUGUUUUGUUUUGUUUGUUUGCUCUCUUGUCCUGACCUCACCGUUCAGCUCUUUGCUCCCCUCAGCAAACCUCAGUGAUGGUGGCUGAAGUGAAGGCAGCAUUCAGGACUAUCUAAAACAUUUGAGAUGCACUUCCAAGGGGCUCAGGAGCCUUUGGCACAGCCUUGCCACCAUUUUCCACAUGUUCCUUCCGUCCCCUCUGAGUGGCAACACUCACAGCUGGUGGCAAAGCAUUCUAAUUCUGUUCUGGUCCUUUCCCAUGUUCUCACCCAGAGAGGAUUACACAAUUUUUUAUUUUGACUCACAUGUGUCAAUUCAUCCUGAAAGCUCUGCGAUCUGCAGAAAGGAGCAGUUUCUACUCCUGGUGGUGGGAAUGUUGUGAAUUGAUGCUGUGCAGCCUUUUCCAUGCCCUCACCCUCCUGUCCUUCCCCAGGUGACCCCAGCACGGGGAUCUUGCUGUAGAGGAAUAAGCUGAAGAGGGGGCACUCAAGGUGGCAUUUGCAGGAUCCAGGUCUGCCAAGCACCACACACCCUCAGAGCUGGCACCACAGAGAUUGCAGCCAAGCAGGGCCAUGCUGGGAGGCGGCUGUGGGCUCCUCCAAGGCCAGCUCAGGGCUUGGCACAAGGUUUGUCACCUCCUGCAGGCCACCUGUGCCCUCUGCUGGCAUGAGAAUUGGGGCUGGAUUCAGGAUUCUUCGUGCAGACAGAUUCCUGGGGAUCCAUAACUUCAGUACCCAGUGCCAUGCAGAGCCCUGCCCGCAGCCAGGGGACAGCCCCAGUGCCACCAGUAACCGCGCCUUUCUUCCUCCACUCCUCCCAUAAACACAAGCAAACCGAAGGCCCAGAGCUGCCCUCCUGGCCCCUGUGCCUCAGCCACAGCGUCCCAGCCUUGUCACCUGUCCCCAGCUCCCAGCUGGCAGCCGGUCACCCUCAGCACAGAGCGCUGCAAUUGCACUACCAUGGCCAGGCUGGAGCAGCACAUCCUGCCUGCCCUGGAGAGCUGCCAUGACCACUCAGAGCUCCACAAGCA